AUGCAAGACAACUGUACUGAUGUGACUUGGCAACGAGGCUAUCCCGUGGUGGGCAUUCUGCCGCACAUCGACCUCGCAUCGCCGCUCUUCUCCUUGAUCGAGCUUCUUCAGCCUUACGGGCCCAUUGUCCAGUUCUCCAUCGGAGGCGAGCUCAACAUCUUUGUGCACAGCGUCGAGCUGAUGAAUGAGCUCUGCGACGAAUCGAGGUUCCACAAGGACAUCAAGCAAGAGCUGGAGAAGCUCCGCCACAUCGUCCACGAUGGGCUCUUCACGGCGAGGAACGGUGAGCCGAAUUGGGCGAUUGCUCGUGGAAUUCUGACUCCGAUAUUCGGGACGAUCAAGAUUCGUGAAAUGUUCCCCGGAAUGAGAGACGUCGCGGAGCAGCUGUGUCUGAAAUGGGCUCGCUAUGGUCCAGAGUAUGUCAUCGACGUUACGUCUGACUUCACUCGCCUCACCCUCGACACACUUGCUCUGUGCACCAUGGGCUACCGAUUCAACAGCUUCCACAACGGCACAGUCAUGCACCCUUUCGUCAUCAGCAUGGUGAGGGCAUUGAAGGAGUCCACCAUGCAAGCGGCAAUGCCAGGAGUCGUCAACUCUCUGCGAAAGAGAUCGUGGCACCGAUUCGAGAAGGAUACGGCUUACAUGAGACAGCUGUGCCGAGAGAUGAUUCAGAAAAGGAAAGAUGAGAACAAGCCAGACUCCCGGGACCUCUUGGGAGCGCUACUGCAGGGCCGUGACCCCAAGUCUGGGGAGGGCCUGUCUGAGGACUCCAUCAUCGACAAUAUGAUAACCUUCUUGAUCGCUGGCCAUGAAACCACGUCGGGGCUUCUGUCCUUUGCCUUUUAUUACAUGCUGGCCCACCCCGAAACGAUGGAGAAGGCUCGUCACGAGGUUGAUCAGGUCACUCAAGGCUCUCCAGUCACGGUAGAGCACCUUUCACGGCUGCCGUAUCUUAACGCGGUCCUCAAGGAGACGCUGCGUCUGCAGCCGACAGCCCCAGGCUUCUUCCUCGUUGCGGAAGAGGACCAGAUUAUCGGCGGGAAGUAUUUCAUCCCGGCGAAAGUACCCAUCGGCAUUCUGCUUCACAUACUCCACCAAGACAAGGCCGUCUAUGGCGAGGACGCUGCCGAGUUCAAGCCGGAAAGAAUGCUUGAUGAAAACUUCAACAAGCUGCCGCCCAAUUCCUGGAAACCAUUUGGCAACGGUAUGCGGGGUUGCAUCGGUAGAGCCUUUGCGACCCAGGAAGCACUGUUGAUUACGUCUAUGCUGUUGCAGAACUUCACGUUUGAGAUGGCGGAUCCGACGUACAAGCUCAAGGUCAAGGAGACGCUGACGGUUAAGCCCGACGACAACUUCCGGAUGAAGGCAAAGCUCAGGCGUGGAGGCACUGCGACAGACUUCCAACGUGAGCUAUACUCUGUCGGCUCAACAAGCGACGCCAGGCCGAGUCUUACCCCCUCAACCAACACCUUGUCACAAGCUGGCGAAGGCAACAAGAAGCCACUCACCAUCUUCUUUGGAUCCAACAGCGGCACAUGUGAGGCUCUGGCAUAUAGGCUGGCAUCUGAUGCCACGCUACAUGGAUACUACGCCCGCAGUAUUGCGCCUUUGAACGCGGCUUGCAACAACCUGCCGAGAUCUGAGCCUGUCAUCAUUCUGGCAGCUUCGUAUGAUGGCUUGCCGUCGGAUAAUGCCGAAGACUUCUUUGAGUGGUUGAAUAAGGUCGAAAAGGACUCCUUGACCGGCGUCUCGUAUGCCGUAUUUGGCUGUGGACAUCGUGACUGGGUCGCAACGUUUCAGCGAAUCCCCAUCCUCAUCGACGACCUCCUCCAGAGAGCCGGUGCCGAAAGAUUUGCAACAAGGGGCCUUGCAGACUCGGCGGUGAUGGACCUCUUUGUUGAACUCGAGAAAUGGACAGCGGAUUCCGUUUGGCCAGCGAUUGCGCAGACCGAUGGAGGAGGCGAAAGAGAUGACGAUGGAGAAGGCCGACUGAUCACCUCGCUGCUCAAGGUCGACUUUUCACAGCCGCGCCAGCUGAAGCAGUAUUCUCACCUGGUGGAGGCGAGCGUGACCGACUCGCGGACCUUAACAACAGCUUCUGCGAUUGGGAAAAAGGUGCAUCUCGAUAUCCAGCUCCCUUCGGAGCAGUCAUAUCGACCGGGUGACCAUCUCCUUGUGCUCCCUGUGAACCCGAUGAGGACCGUCAAGCGAGUCUUGUCACGUUUUCACUUGACGUGGGACACGAUAGUGCGGGCGUCUGGCAAUGAUUCUGUGCGCAUACCGGCCGACACGUCAAUGACGGCAUAUGAGCUGCUGAGUUCGUAUUUUGAACUGUCUCAGCCGGCGACGCCGAGGGUAAUCCUUGCGGCUGCGGCUGAGAAUGAAGAUACAAAACAGCUUUUGAUGGACUUGGCAACUUCGUCGUACGUCGAGGGCAUCCAGGAAAAGAGGACGUCUCUGCUUGAUCUGUUGGAGAGGCAUCCCGAGAUUCCCAUGACCCUGGGAACCUACUUGACGCUUUUGCCAUCCCUACGCCUUCGGACUUACUCGAUCUCAUCCUCGCCAUCCUGGAACCCGGGCCACGCUACGCUGACUCUUUCGGUGUUGGAAGAGCCGGCGACAGUCGAUGGCGGCCAACACUUUCUAGGCGUGGCUUCCAACCAUCUCGCUGGCUUGACACGAGGGGACCUGAUUCAUGUGACCACACGACCAGUAAAAGGCAUCUUUCAAAUGCCUGCCGACUUGUCAAAAACACCAAUCAUCAUGGUUGCAGCAGGAUCCGGCCUUGCACCGUUCAGAGGAUUCAUCCAAGAGCGGGCUAUUCAGCAGCGGAAUGGAGUUGAGCUUGCACCCGCCGCCCUGUUUUUCGGAUGCAGAUCGUCGCAUGACGAUUUAUACCGCAGCGAGAUCGACGAGUUCGAGUCGUCGGGAGUGAUUCGGGUGUUCCGUGCCUACAGCAGAGAAGAUGUUGAUAUCAAGCCCAAGAUCAGAAAGGGCUACGUCCAGGACAGCAUGACGGCGGAGAAGGAUGCCUUUGUCCAGCUCUGGAAUGCCGGAGCAAAGAUCUACGUAUGCGGAAGCGUGAGAAUGGCUUCGCAAGUCAAGGAUCUGGUGACGAAGCUGGUGUAUGCGGCUGAGACGACGGGGGCCUCGAAGCAAUUCACGCCUCAGGAGUGGUUCAAGCGCUUUGAGAAGACGCGGUAUGCCGCUGAGAUUUUCACAUAG
Molecule: messenger RNA, 3228 nt
Organism: Trichoderma reesei QM6a
Lineage: Eukaryota; Fungi; Ascomycota; Sordariomycetes; Hypocreales; Hypocreaceae
Exons: 3
Coding region: 1-3228 (1075 amino acids)
Cellular component (GO): cytosol
Molecular function (GO): iron ion binding; FMN binding; aromatase activity
Source: RefSeq, a predicted model, not a curated record